This is a messenger RNA of Cervus elaphus (red deer), 1178 nucleotides long. It is a transcript of the gene EBPL, whose product is annotated as EBP like. The coding region runs from base 90 to 662 and encodes 190 amino acids. Lineage: Eukaryota; Metazoa; Chordata; Mammalia; Artiodactyla; Cervidae. The transcript has 5 exons. The record is from RefSeq and is a predicted model, not a curated record. Gene Ontology annotation, cellular component: endoplasmic reticulum; membrane. Gene Ontology annotation, molecular function: cholestenol delta-isomerase activity. Gene Ontology annotation, biological process: sterol metabolic process.
CCCCUCGCCGUGCAGCCCCGCCUUCCCGCUCCCUGCUCGCCGGGCGAUCCCAGCCCAGGUGCCCGCAGUCUGCGCUGGGGGCAGGAAGCAUGCACGCGGGCGGAGAGCUGGGCGCCGCGGCAGGCGGCUCGCUGCUGCUGUGCGCCGCGCUGCUGGCGGUGGGCUGCGCGCUGGGCCUGCGCCUGGGCCGGGGGCGGGGGGCGGCGGACCGCGCGUUGCUUGCCUGGCUCUGCUUCAACGCCCUGGUGCAUUUCGCGCUGGAAGGCCCUUACGUCUACUUGUCUAUGGUGGGAAGCAUCACAGACUCAGAUGCCUUGAUCGCUUCAUUGUGGAAAGAAUAUGGCAAAGCUGAUGCAAGAUGGCUUUAUUUUGAUCCAACCAUCGUGUCUGUGGAAAUUCUGACCGUCGUCCUGGGUGGAUCUCUGGCACUGGUCCUCGUUUAUGCCAUCGUCAAAGAGAAACAUUAUCGGCAACAAUAUUGGAGCGAGUUGCUACGCCCUCCUCCAGGGGAUCUUCCCGACCCAGGGAUCGAACCCAAGUCUCCUGCAUUGUCAGGUGAAUUUUUUACCACCGAGCCACCAGUGAAGCAUUAUUCAAGGAAAGGACUAUUAUUAGCCCUUUUCCAACAGGCAUUUCGUACAGAUUACCCUGUGCGUGUGUGAAUUGUAUGGCGGGUGGAUGACCUUCUGCCCAGACUGGCUUAUGGGAAGCCCCAACCUCAACACCAACAGUUGGCUCUACUUUUGGGUCUAUCUGGUAUUUUUUAAUGGUGUUUGGGUUCUGAUCCCAGGACUGUUACUGUGGCAGUCAUGGGUAGAACUCAAGAAAAUGCAUCACAGAGGAUCUAAUUCACGCAAAAAGUUUCAGUGAAUUUUCAAAAGUCAUAAACACUGUCAGCUUGCCUUAUGAGAAUGAAUCCUUUUUGUUGGGCCAAAAUGUAAUGCAUUCCAGUCUGUGCUUUUCUUUUUUUAUUGUCAUUUUUGAACACCUAAUUGAUUUCAGUGGAAUCAAUUUCAAAUGGACUAUAAGGUUGACGAGUUUUUGCUGUUGUUGUUUUUUCCAAUUAAAUGGCAAUACAGGGAACAGAAUAAAUUUUAAACAAAACAAAGCACAUUUAAUUAUAUCCUUUUAUGGCUAACAUUAACUGUUCUACAUUAAUAAAGCCAAUUAUCAUGAAA